UUUCAUUCAUCGUUUCCAAGUAAAGGCAAAAAACUUAGCCAACCGGCCAUCCCUCGCCUCUCUACUCCCCUUUCCCACGCGAAAAAACCCGUGCACUCCCUCCAAAUAGCUAACUAUGGAUAUUGAAGAGGAUAUCAAGGCGCUUCAGCUUGAUUCAUCUGUAGAAGAUACUCAUAUGGCUAAUGCUGAUGAUGGGAAACCUGAUGAAGUUGUAAAACCUGACGAAACUGACGAAGUAGAUGUUAAGAAUGAGUCACAAGCAAACUCAGAACCAGUGCAUAUUGAGCAUAAAGGCUUUACAGAAGAAAAAGAAAAGAAAAACCCAGCUAUAGAUGAUGCUAAUGAUAAGGAGGAAAUCAACAAAAAACGACAUCUGAAUGUUGUAUUCAUAGGACAUGUUGAUGCUGGGAAGUCAACUAUUGGAGGGCAGAUACUGUUCCUUAGUGGACAAGUAGAUGAGCGUACAAUCCAGAAGUAUGAGAAAGAAGCUAAGGAUAAAAGUAGAGAGAGCUGGUAUAUGGCAUAUAUUAUGGACACAAAUGAAGAAGAGAGAGUUAAGGGUAUUACUGUUGAAGUUGGAAGGGCACAUUUUGAAACCGAAACUACAAGAUUCACAAUUUUGGAUGCCCCGGGACACAAGAGCUAUGUUCCCAAUAUGAUUAGUGGAGCAUCUCAAGCUGAUAUUGGUGUACUGGUGAUAUCUGCAAGGAAGGGUGAGUUUGAAACUGGAUAUGAAAGAGGUGGACAAACACGUGAGCAUGUUCAACUUGCAAAGACUCUUGGAGUUACAAAGCUCCUCAUUGUUGUCAAUAAAAUGGAUGAACCCACUGUCAACUGGUCAAAAGAAAGGUAUGAUGAAAUUGAGGGAAAAAUGAUACCUUUUUUGAAGUCAUCCGGAUAUAAUGUGAAGAAAGAUGUUCAGUUUCUUCCCAUAUCUGGGCUCUUGGGUUCAAAUUUGAAAACAAGAUUGGAUAAAAGUGUUUGUCCAUGGUGGAAUGGUCCCUGUCUAUUUGAAGCUCUUGAUGCGGUUGAAGUCCCACCUCGUGAUCCUAAAGGUCCUUUUAGAAUGCCUAUUAUUGAUAAAUUUAAGGAUAUGGGAACAGUUGUUAUGGGAAAAGUAGAAUCUGGUAGCAUACGUGAGGGAGACAAUUUGUUGGUGAUGCCUAAUAAGGCUCCUGUUAAAGUUCUUGCCAUAUUCAUUGAUGAAGACAGAGUUCGACAAGCAGGGCCUGGGGAAAACUUACGAGUCAGAGUAUCUGGGGUUGAGGAAGAGGAUAUCUUAUCGGGUUUUGUUUUAUGCAGUGUUGUAAAGCCAGUACCUGCUGUUACUGAAUUCGUUGCUCAGUUGUCAAUCCUUGAGUUGCUGGAUAAUGCAAUUUUUACUGCUGGUUACAAGGCUGUUUUGCACAUUCACUCAGUUGUUGAGGAAUGUGAAAUUGUAGAGUUAGUGCAGCAAAUUGAUCCAAAAACAAAGAAACCUAUGAAAAAGAAACCACUUUUUGUAAAGAAUGGUGCUUUUGUUGUGUGUCGUCUUCAGGUGAAUAAUCUGAUAUGUGUUGAGAAAUUCUCUGAUUUUUCCCAGCUUGGAAGAUUCACUCUUCGCACAGAGGGGAAAACUGUUGCUGUGGGCAAAGUUCCUACCAUAGGUGACACUGCAUAAAAUUUUCGUAAUCUCUCAGAAAAGACUCGUUUCAUUCUGCUAAGGUAAUAACAGUAGUUCUAUGAAAUGUGUUACAGCUCGACAAUUAUCACACAUGCCAGUUUACCCAAGCAGAGCAUAAUCUGCUUGCCUAUCUUUUGAUAUGAAGAUACGAGACUGCAAUGUUUUUCGUGUAUACUGUUAGCAUAUAUGAUCACACGCUGCAGUUUACUGAAGCAGCUGCAUAAUUUCAAGUAGAUUGUGGGUUUAAGGCUUUUUUGAGUCAUGUUGAGAAUGUUGUGUUGUUUAACUUAUAUAUACAAGUGCAUGAGCACGCAUGUUUUAUGAACAA
Messenger RNA from Ipomoea nil (Japanese morning glory), 1991 nucleotides. RefSeq names its product eukaryotic peptide chain release factor GTP-binding subunit ERF3A. NCBI's taxonomy places the organism in Eukaryota, Viridiplantae, Streptophyta, Magnoliopsida, Solanales, Convolvulaceae. Gene Ontology annotation, cellular component: translation release factor complex. The record is from RefSeq and is a predicted model, not a curated record. Gene Ontology annotation, molecular function: GTP binding; translation release factor activity; GTPase activity. Gene Ontology annotation, biological process: translation.